Messenger RNA from Bufo gargarizans (Asiatic toad), 1617 nucleotides. RefSeq names its product nipped-B-like protein. Gene Ontology annotation, biological process: extracellular matrix organization. The transcript has 2 exons. The annotation marks the transcript as partial. The record is from RefSeq and is a predicted model, not a curated record. Gene Ontology annotation, cellular component: extracellular matrix. NCBI's taxonomy places the organism in Eukaryota, Metazoa, Chordata, Amphibia, Anura, Bufonidae.
AUUGUGGACCCGUUUAACCCUAACCUCCAAACAGAAGAGGCAGCAGAGACCUCCACCUCCAAACAGAAGAGGCAGCAGAGACACCUCCACCUCCAAACAGAAGAAGGAAGGAGACACCUCCACCUCCAAACAGAAGAAGGAAGGAGACACCUCCACCUCCAAACAGAAGAAGGAAGGAGACACCUCCACCUCCAAACAGAAGAGGAAGGAGACACCUCCACCUCCAAACAGAAGAAGGAAGGAGACACCUCCACCUCCAAACAGAAGAAGGAAGGAGACACCUCCACCUCCAAACAGAAGAAGGAAGGAGACACCUCCACCUCCAAACAGAAGAAGGAAGGAGACACCUCCACCUCCAAACAGAAGAAGGAAGGAGACACCUCCACCUCCAAACAGAAGAAGGAAGGAGACACCUCCACCUCCAAACAGAAGAAGGAAGGAGACACCUCCACCUCCAAACAGAAGAAGGAAGGAGACACCUCCACCUCCAAACAGAAGAAGGAAGGAGACACCUCCACCUCCAAACAGAAGAAGGAAGGAGACACCUCCACCUCCAAACAGAAGAUGGAAGGAGACACCUCCACCUCCAAACAGAAGAAGGAAGGAGACACCUCCACCUCCAAACAGAAGAAGGAAGGAGACACCUCCACCUCCAAACAGAAGAAGGAAGGAGACACCUCCACCUCCAAACAGAAGAAGGAAGGAGACACCUCCACCUCCAAACAGAAGAAGGAAGGAGACACCUCCACCUCCAAACAGAAGAAGGAAGGAGACACCUCCACCUCCAAACAGAAGAAGGAAGGAGACACCUCCACCUCCAAACAGAAGAAGGAAGGAGACACCUCCACCUCCAAACAGAAGAAGGAAGGAGACACCUCCACCUCCAAACAGAAGAAGGAAGGAGACACCUCCACCUCCAAACAGAAGAAGGAAGGAGACACCUCCACCUCCAAACAGAAGAAGGAAGGAGACACCUCCACCUCCAAACAGAAGAAGGAAGGAGACACCUCCACCUCCAAACAGAAGAAGGAAGGAGACACCUCCACCUCCAAACAGAAGAAGGAAGGAGACACCUCCACCUCCAAACAGAAGAAGGAAGGAGACACCUCCACCUCCAAACAGAAGAAGGAAGGAGACACCUCCACCUCCAAACAGAAGAAGGAAGGAGACACCUCCACACAGAAGGAGGAAGGAGACACCUCCACACAGAAGAAGGAAGGAGACACCUCCACACAGAAGAAGGAAGGAGACACCUCCACACAGAAGAAGGAAGGAGACACCUCCACACAGAAGAAGGAAGGAGACACCUCCACCUCCAAACAGAAGAAGGAAGGAGACACCUCCACCUCCAAACAGAAGAAGGAAGGAGACACCUCCACCUCCAAACAGAAGAAGGAAGGAGACACCUCCACCUCCAAACAGAAGAAGGAAGGAGACACCUCCACCUCCAAACAGAAGAGGAAGGAGACACCUCCACACAUAAGAAGGAGAGAUUUCUUGGAGAUGGAGACCAUUGCUCCGCUAUGCUGGAGACUUGUGGAGCGCGAGCAGCACAGAGAGGACCCUGGUAAACUGCAGCCGGUGGGCAGGACUGGGGCUGGGCAGAGACAGUCCUGA